AUGGUGGUUCGAUCACUCAACGCAGAAAACGGGUAUCUAACAGGGUUAACUGCAAUACUCGGAUCUGCAUCACAAAGGACAAAGGCGUGGGGUUCAUCGUUAGCAUUUUUGUUCCCGAACACACCCACGGAGUUCCAUAAUUUCAAACGUGACCUCCAGUCAUACGUUCACGACAAGGACAGAGAGAUGAUCAUUGCAAAGUUCAAACAAAAACAUGACAUUUGUGAGAACUUUUUCUUUGAUCACUAUCUCGAUGAAGAAAAACAUCUUGCGCGUCUUUUUUGGGCUGACCACACCGGGCGUCAAAGUUUUAAGAGUUUUGGUGAUGUGAUAUCCUUCGAUGCAACGUAUGGUACGAACAGGUACAUUUUGGUGUUCGUACCUUUUACCGGGGUAGACCACCAUAAACGCUGCAUUACGUUCGCUGGCGGGUUGCUGACUCGAGAAGACACUGACUCAUACGUGUGGGUUCUCGAGAGAUUUAAAGCUGCAAUGGGAAAGAGCCCCUUGUGUGUCGUAACUGAUCAAGACCCGGCUAUGAAGAGUGCUAUUGCACAGGUAUUGCCGGAGUGUCGGCACCGUUACUGCAUGUGGCAUAUCAUGACCAAAGUGAGCGAGAAAUCAGGGGUUGAAUUAUCAAAAGAACAGACUUUCCGAACCCAGCUUAACAACGUUGUGUGGAAUGAGACCAUUGGCAUUGGCGAUUUUGAAACGCAAUGGCAGUCGUUAAUGGAAAAGUACAACUUAACAGGGCAUCGAUGGUUCACCAAGUUAUACACAAAACGGGCGUUUUGGAUUCCAUCUUAUUUUUUAGAUUUACCCAUGAGCGGUGUCCUACGUACCACAUUGUAG
Ipomoea nil (Japanese morning glory) is the source of this 852-nucleotide messenger RNA. RefSeq names its product protein FAR1-RELATED SEQUENCE 5-like. The transcript has 2 exons. Gene Ontology annotation, biological process: regulation of DNA-templated transcription. NCBI's taxonomy places the organism in Eukaryota, Viridiplantae, Streptophyta, Magnoliopsida, Solanales, Convolvulaceae. The coding region runs from base 1 to 852 and encodes 283 amino acids. The record is from RefSeq and is a predicted model, not a curated record.